UUUCACAUCCGGGGUCAGUGACCAUCCGCCUGUCAGCAGGAGAAAGGUGAAGGUGUGUGUUGAUGUAGUGUACGUGGAGCGCCGUGAUGCCCCUGGAGGUCAGAUGGCCGUUCCCACAGUGCCCCACUUUGGCAUGGAGGCUCUCCGGCUCACUGGUUAUGGGCAUGGUGGGCUCCUAUUCUUACUUCUGGACCAAGUACAUGAACUACUUGACGAUCCACAACCAAGAGGUUUUACUGGACCUGAUUGACCGGCGGCCCUCGGACACGCCCCUCAUCACCGUGUCCAAUCACCAGUCCUGUAUGGACGACCCGCACAUCUGGGGUAUCUUAAAGCUCAGGCAGCUGUGGAGCUUCAACAAGAUGCGCUGGACUCCAGCGGCGUCCGACAUCUGUUUCACAAGAGAGCUGCACUCGAGAUUCUUCAGCCGUGGGAGGUGUGUUCCUGUGGUCAGAGGGGAUGGUGUUUACCAGAAAGGCAUGGAUUUCAUUCUAGAGAAACUGAACCGAGGAGAGUGGGUGCACGUUUUUCCAGAAGGCAAAGUCAACAUGACAGAAGAAUUUAUACGGUUAAAAUGGGGCGUGGGUCGAUUGAUAGCUGACUGCUCCCUAAAUCCCAUCAUCCUGCCGCUGUGGCACGUAGGUUUGAGCGACGUCCUGCCAAACGUGAAGCCCUACAUUCCCCGAGUUGGCAAGAGAAUCACAGUGUUGGUGGGGAAACCGUUCAACCUGAAGGACAUCGUUGAAUCUCUGCGAGCUGAAAACAAGAGCCAGAUGGAAAUGAGGAAGACGUUGACUGACUUCAUCCAGGGGGAGUUUUGGAGCCUGAAGACCCAGGCGGAGGCCCUCCACGGGCAGAUACAGACCAAAUCAUGAGUCCCAGCCAUCCCACUUUAUCCUGCCACACUCCUCACAGCCCAACAUGACUGAAGAUCGUUUACCCCCAAGCCGAGGGUAACACCUUCUCAACUUGAAAUCCACCCACCCACACGACGUGAUUCUUUGUGUUUUGGUCUCUCCUCUCCGCUAUCGUUGAACCUUUCAAACAGAGAAGUCGUUGAGUCUCAAGGUUUGAAUGUGUUGAACAUUUUUUUUGCUGGAUAUUUUGUCGGCUCAGGAUCAAAAACUGAUUCAUGCUGGUGCAACACAAAGAUUUCUAGAAUGGCAGGAGUCAUGUUUUAGUUAAAUACAGAAUCUGCAAAUGUGUGAAAUGGACUAAUGGACUGGAGUUACUUAAAUACAAACCUGUGUGUGAUCUACGGCCAGCCAGUCUGACGCUGAGAGCUCAUUUCAGUCAGUCAGGGAAAAAAAAAAAAGUCAUGAAUGUUUCUCAUUUAACUCGACAUGUGAGCUUCUUAGCUGAGCUUUAGUUAUUCUCCUUCUCAGACACUCAGAGUUUGAGUGAUUCUGCCCGAUGAUUCAAUGCCUCAGGAUUUAUGUGCCGUGCCAAUGCAGGAAGUUGCGUAUACCUUGAAUGCAUCAAGGCCAUUAGGGUGUGAGUGUUAGCAUUUAUAAUUUAAAGGAUUAGAGUUUAAACUAACUUUGUUUUAGUUGCCUCACCAAACUGGAAAUAUAGUUUAUUUUGCAGUUUACAUGCAAGAAAUGUGAAAACGUACAAAUUAGAGUAAAAUAUAUUCAGGGCAUUUACAGAAGUGUCUAAAAUGUUCAUAUUUUCAAGGUGAACAUCACUAAAAGCAGAUGUUUGUUUUCAUACUAAUUAUUAGUAUACAUAAUUAGGGCUGUCAAAGGAUUAAAAAUGUAAAAUUCCAUUAUUUCACAUUUAAAAAUAAAAACUUGAUAGGCUUUUAUUUUGAAA
Molecule: messenger RNA, 1815 nt
Organism: Labrus bergylta (ballan wrasse)
Lineage: Eukaryota; Metazoa; Chordata; Actinopteri; Labriformes; Labridae
Gene: tafazzin
Product: tafazzin, phospholipid-lysophospholipid transacylase
Biological process (GO): inner mitochondrial membrane organization; cardiolipin acyl-chain remodeling
Cellular component (GO): mitochondrial membrane
Molecular function (GO): 1-acylglycerophosphocholine O-acyltransferase activity
Source: RefSeq, a predicted model, not a curated record